This is a messenger RNA of Staurois parvus, 419 nucleotides long. NCBI's taxonomy places the organism in Eukaryota, Metazoa, Chordata, Amphibia, Anura, Ranidae. The record is from the annotation of a GenBank genome assembly.
UGGACACAGCAGAUCACCGAUCAAUGGAAAGAGCCAAAGAUGUCGGCUCGGUCAUGUGAUCAGCUGUGUCCAAUCACAGCUGAUCACAUCAGUGCUACCUGUCAGUGUCCAUCAGUGCCAGCUGUCAGUGAUCAUCCAUGCCACCUGCCAGUGCCCAUCAGUGCCACAUUUCAGUGCCUACCAGUGCACAUCAAUGCCACAUAUCAGUGCCCAUCUGAGCUGCCUUUCAGUGUCACCCAUCAGUGCCAGUCAGUGCGGCCUAUCAGUGCCAGUCAGUGCCGCCUAUCAGUGUGCAUCAGUGCCCGUCAGUGCUGCCUAUCAGUGCUGCCUAACAGUGCCAGUCAGUGCCACCUAACAGUGCCAGUCAGUGCUGCCUAUCAGUGCCAUAUAUGAGUGCUGCCUUUCAGUGCCCAUCAAUG